Messenger RNA from Myodes glareolus (Bank vole), 1181 nucleotides. It is a transcript of the gene Asb9, whose product is annotated as ankyrin repeat and SOCS box containing 9. The record is from RefSeq and is a predicted model, not a curated record. Gene Ontology annotation, molecular function: protein binding. Gene Ontology annotation, biological process: positive regulation of protein catabolic process; intracellular signal transduction; protein ubiquitination. NCBI's taxonomy places the organism in Eukaryota, Metazoa, Chordata, Mammalia, Rodentia, Cricetidae.
GGGCAUUGUGACAUAGCAUUGGGCACCAUCAGCCAGGUUACUUGAACAUUAGCUGUGUGGUUGUGGUACCAUCCCAGUUGAUUUGAAAACCAAGACUGCCUGGACCAGGACGUGUGCAGUUCAGCCAACCACAGAACUGGAAAUUCCCAGGGACACCAGGAGCAUGUCGUUCGGGUUUUCCUGAGCAACUGAAGUGGAACGGAGUUUGCUGGCCUACGAGAGUACCAUGGACGGUGAACAAGGGGGCAGGAGUGACAAGCCAGGAGGCUCUCCUCACCUCAGAUUCCUUUCAAACCCAUUGAUGGGGGAUGUCGUGUCUGAUUGGUCACCUCUGCACGAUGCUGCUAUCCAUGGACACCUGCUGACCCUGAGGAACCUUAUCAGCCAGGGCUGGCCUGUGAACAUCAUCACAGCCGACUACGUGUCUCCACUCCAUGAAGCAUGCCUGAGAGGUCAUCUGUCGUGUGCAAAUGUUUUAGUGAGUCACGGAGCUCAGGUGAACGGCAUGGCUAUAGACUGGCGAACUCCCUUGUUUAAUGCCUGCGUCGGUGGCAGCCAGGACUGUGUGAAUUUACUUCUAAAGCAUGGAGCCGCUCCCCACCCUGAGAGUGAUCUGGCCUCUCCCAUCCACGAGGCUGCCAAGAGAGGCCAUGUGGGAUGCAUCGAGUCCCUUGCAACUUAUGGAGCCAAUAUCGACUAUAACAUCAGUCACCUGGGCACUCCUCUGUAUGUGGCUUGUAAAAAUCAGCAGGUAGCCUGUGCCAAGAAGCUUCUGGAGUCAGGAGCAUCUGUGGAUCAAGGAAAAGGCUUGGAUUCUCCACUUCAUGCAGCGGCCAGGAUGUUAAAUGGGGAGCUGGUGCAUCUGCUGAUGGACUUCGGAGCAAAUGCUCAAGCUAAGAAUGCUGAAGGAAAGCGGCCCGUGGAGCUGGUGCCCCCAGGAAGUCCUCUGUCCGAGAUCUUCUUGGAAAGAGAAGGACCCCUGUCUUUGAUGCAGUUAUGCCGCCUGAGAAUCCGGAAAUGCUUCGGCGUUCGGCAGCAUCAUAAGAUUUCUGGACUCCUCCUCCCGGAAGACCUGAAACGCUUCCUUUUACACCUUUAAUUGCGUGGGGGAGUGGAGCCACAAACAAGUGAAAAAGUUGAAACUUCUGCCUCUGGAGUUUCAAAUAAACUUGUUUAUAACA